Molecule: messenger RNA, 4408 nt
Organism: Callorhinus ursinus (northern fur seal)
Lineage: Eukaryota; Metazoa; Chordata; Mammalia; Carnivora; Otariidae
Gene: ANKRD27
Product: ankyrin repeat domain 27
Biological process (GO): early endosome to late endosome transport; neuron projection morphogenesis
Cellular component (GO): transport vesicle; late endosome; plasma membrane
Molecular function (GO): guanyl-nucleotide exchange factor activity; SNARE binding
Source: RefSeq, a predicted model, not a curated record
UGGAGCAGAACCGCUGUGCUGGGGUGGUGGGCACGGAGGUGAGAGUCCCGGGCUCGGGAGGCGUCGCCGUGGCUCCGAAAAGGACAGGGAGUGAAACUAUGUAGCCUUUUAAGAGACUCUCUGCCCCAUCUGAAGUCCAUAUGGCUCUGUAUGAUGAAGAUCUCCUGAAAAAUCCUUUCUAUUUGGCUCUUCAAAAGUGGCGUCCUGACUUAUGCAACAAGGUGGCCCAAACCCAUGGCAUUGUCCUGGUACCCUGCAAAGGAAGCUUGCCAAGCAGCAUACAGUCCACUUGUCAGUUUGAGUCCUAUGUUUUGAUACCCAUGGAAGAACACUUUCAGACCUUAAAUGGAAAGGAUGUCUUUAUACAAGGAAACAGGAUUAAAUUAGGAGCUGGUUUCGCCUGUCUUCUCUCAGUGCCCAUUCUCUUUGAAGAAACUUUCUACAAUGAGAAAGAAGAAAGUUUCAGCAUACUUUGUAUAGCCCAUCCUUUGGAAAAGAGAGAGAGUUCAGAAGAGCCUUCAACAUCUUCAGAUCCCUUUACCCUGAAAACCAUUGAAGAUGUGAGGGAGUUUUUGGGACGACACACGGAGAGAUUUGACAGGAGCAUUGCUUCUUUCCAGCGAACAUUCAGGGAAUGUGAAAGAAAGAGCCUCCGUCAACACAUAGACUCGGUGAAUGCUCUCUACACCAAAUGCCUCCAGCAGCUUCUGAGGGACUCUCACCUGAAAAUGCUUGCCAAGCAGGAGGCCCAGAUGAACCUGCUGAAGCAGGCAGUGGAGAUGUACGUCCAGCACGAUAUUUAUGAUCUGAUCUUUAAAUAUGUGGGGACCAUGGAGGCAAGCGAGGAUGCUGCCUUCAACAAAAUCACAAGAAGCCUUCAGGAUCUUCAGCAGAAGGACAUUGGCGUGAAACCUGAGUGCAGCUUCAACAUACCUCGUGCAAAGAGAGAGCUGGCUCAGCUGAACAAGUGCACCUCCCCACAGCAGAAGUUGAUUUGUUUGCGAAAGGUGGUGCAGCUAAUAACCCAGUCUCCCAGCCAGAGAGUUAACUUGGAGACCAUCUGUGCUGAUGAUCUGCUAUCGGUCCUGCUGUAUUUGCUUGUGAAAACAGAGAUCCCUAAUUGGAUGGCAAAUUUGAGUUAUAUCAAAAACUUCAGAUUUAGCAGCUCAGCAAAAGAUGAAUUGGGAUACUGCCUGACCUCGAUUGAGGCUGCGGUCGAAUAUAUUCGGCAAGGAAGCCUCUCCGUUAAGCCGCCCGAGUCGGAGGGAUUUGGUGACCGACUGUUCCUGAAGCAGAGAAUGAGCCUGCUGUCUCAGAUGACUUCAACUCCCAUUGAUUGUCUGUUUAAGCACAUUGCGUCCGGGAACCAGAAAGAAGUGGAGAGACUUCUGAGCCAAGAUGACCAAGAUAAAGAUGCCGUCCAAAGGAUGUGUCACCCUCUGUGUUUCUGUGAGAACUGUGAGAAACUUGUCUCUGGGAGGCUGAACGAUCCCUCCAUUGUUACUCCAUUUUCCAGAGAUGACAGGGGUUACACACCGCUCCAUGUGGCCGCCCUCUGUGGGCAGGCAUCCCUCAUCGACCUCCUGGUUUCCAGGGGCGCGGUGGUAAACGCCACGGACUAUCACGGGUCAGCCCCACUGCAUCUCGCCUGCCAGAAGGGCUAUCAGAGCGUCACGUUGCUGUUACUGCACUACAGAGCCAGCCCCGAGGUGCGGGACAGCCACGGCAGCACGCCUCUCCACCUGGCCUGCACCUAUGGUCACGAAGAUUGUGUGAAGGCUCUGGUCUACUAUGAUGUGCAGUCAUGCAGACUAGAUAUUUGUAACGAGAAAGGAGACACCCCACUACACAUAGCUGCACGUUGGGGCUACCAAGGCAUCAUAGAGACAUUGCUACAAAAUGGAGCCUCCACGGAGAUCCAGAACAGACUGAAAGAAACACCCCUCAAGUGUGCACUAAACUCAAAGAUUCUGUCAAUAAUGGAGGCCUAUCAUCUGCCCUUGGAAAGGAGGAGGAAGUCUUCAGAGGUCCCAGUGCAGCCCCCUCAGCGCCCCGUGGACUCCAUCAGCCAGGCCUCCUCCACGUCCAGCUUCUCCUCUGUGUUGGUGAGCUCCAGACGGGAGGAGCCCAAGAAGGACUACAGAGAGGUAGAAAAACUUUUAAGAGCGGUUGCCGAUGGAGAUCUAGAAAUGGUGCGUUACCUUCUGGAGUGGACGGAGGAGGACCUGGAUGAAUUGGAGGAUGCUGUCAGCAUAGGCGAUGUUGAAUUUUGUCACCCCUUGUGCCAGUGCCCGAAAUGUGCUCCAGCUCAAAAGAAGCUGGCAAAGAUUCCUGCCAGUGGACUUGGUGUGAAUGUGACCAACCAGGACGGCUCCUCCCCAUUGCAUGUUGCUGCUCUGCAUGGGCGGGCGGACCUUGUCCCUCUCCUUUUGAAACAUGGUGCCAGUGUGGGUGCCAGAAACGUAAACCAAGCUGUCCCGCUCCACCUGGCCUGCCAGAAGGGCCACUUCCAGGUGGUGAGGUGUCUAUUGGAUUCUAAUGCAAAACCCAAUAAAAAGGAUAUAAGUGGAAACACACCUCUCAUUUACGCCUGUUCCAAUGGCCACCAUGAAGUCGCGGCACUGCUGUUACAGCACGGGGCCUCCAUUAACCUCUCUAACAAUAAGGGUAACACAGCACUGCAUGAGGCGGUGAUAGAAAAGCAUGUCUUCGUGGUGGAGCUGCUUCUGCUUCAUGGGGCAUCAGUUCAGGUCUUGAACAAGAGACAGUGCACCGCAGUAGACUGUGCUGAACAGAAUUCAAAAAUAAUGGAAUUACUUCAGGUAGUACCGAGCUGUGUGGCCUCAGUAGAGGAUGUUGGCGAAACAGACCACAAGGAGUACGUUACUGUUAAGAUCAGGAAAAAAUGGAACUCAAAAAUGUACGAUCUACCAGAUGAACCUUUCACCAGACAGUUCUACUUUGUCCACUCAGGUGGUCAGUUUAAGGGAAGGACUUCAAGGGAGAUUUUGGCAAGAGAUAGCAGUGUCCCUAAUUUUACUGAAGACUCUUUGCAUGAGCCAGGGAGGCAAAGAGUCACAGGGAAACAGAACCACCUGCCAGACCAGAGCAGAUCUGAGAGUGCUGACAGAGGGCACGGCAAUCAGCCCGAGGGGCCUGGACCAAAACAAAGUGUUCCUGCAAACAGGCGGAUGCUGCGCAGACACACGGUCGAGGACACAGUCGUAUCCCAGAACCCAGGGACUGCCGGCCACCUAGCCACUUCCCGAGAGGCUGAUGUCACGUCCCAGUCUUAGUGGCAAUAAGCAGUUGUUACAUUGGCUGCCAAGAAGUGAGUCCUUGGCAGGGAGGUGCCAAGCAGAAACACAGCUGAGAACUGAAAUGUACUUUCUGUUGGAUUUGCAAGAAAAGCAGAAAGGUCCUGAAAGCUGUUCUGUGGCUGAGGGAAGGAAUGCGACCAAGAAAACGAUCACCAUCUCUUUUCUCUCCAAAGCUGGUGCGUGCGCUGGAAAAGGAGCGCACACCGACUCCAGCAGUGUCCAGAUUCUUAAGAGCAGGCGUAUGUUUCUUCUGAAGCGGCAGGAGCUCCCUGGCUCCCGUGCGAGGUUUCACGACCAGAUUCUGACCUCCUCCUAACGAAAGGUGCUAACCUCCGUGAUGUGGACAACGAGCAAACUGCAGGCCGAAAGAAUUCCUCCAUCUGGGAUCAGCUGAAGAGAAGCAAUUUAGGUUUCAUGGUACCAUGGAGGCCAGGCAGAAGCGACACAUGUGAAUGAGGAAAAGAGGACUGGAAAAUGUUCCUUUGCAAAGCAGCACUUGAACCCAAAGAUGCCUACAUGCCGUUGUGAUGUUCAUUUUAAUGAAAAGGACAUUUAGGACCUAUUCUACACUAUGUAUGUGGGAAAAGUUGGGUAUAAUUUUUCUUCCAACCAAGUACAGGUAUUUGAUCGCUGCACCUGUAUCAGUCUCUUGAGACACAUCCCCUUCCGUUAAAAACCUCCCUUAGAUGUCACACCUGACUGAUGGUUACUGAACAAGAGAGAUUUGGCACAUCUUUUCUUAGUCUUUUGAUUCAGAUUCAAAACUUACAGCACAAACCAGGUGAGAGUUACUUUCAGUUAGAAUUUAUUGCCAUUUAUUCCUUUUUAUAAAUUUCUAUAGAUUAUACUCUUAUUUUUUUAUGUUACUAAUUGGUCUACAGCCGCAAACAUGGGUUUGUCCUGAGUACAUUUUCAAGUAACUUUGUAAUACAGAAAUGGUUUUGUGCAUGUUCUUGGGAAUACUUGUGUAUGUAUAGAAGGGAGGGGCUGAUUAUUUUUCUACAAAGUAAUUUAUGAUUUCUAAUUUUCUAAUGUGCCUUGGAUAUGUGCCAAAUGAUGGGAAAGAAACAGUAAACUUUAUGAUUCUU